Colletotrichum graminicola M1.001 is the source of this 1746-nucleotide messenger RNA. RefSeq lists its product as uncharacterized. Gene Ontology annotation, molecular function: ATP binding; ATP-dependent protein folding chaperone. The transcript has 4 exons. The coding region runs from base 1 to 1746 and encodes 581 amino acids. The record is from RefSeq and is a predicted model, not a curated record. Lineage: Eukaryota; Fungi; Ascomycota; Sordariomycetes; Glomerellales; Glomerellaceae.
AUGUCAUCAUCUUCCAAGAUGGAAGACUUUGGGAAGCUCUCGGUGAGCGAGCGCAAGAUCGUCGUCGGUAUUGACUUUGGAACAACAUAUUCUGGCGUCGCUUGGGCUGAGACCCAGCGUCCCGAUCGACGGACCGCAAUCACUACAUGGCCCAUCAGCAGAAAUGUCCUUGAAGGCGAAUCUUCCGACAAGGUCCCAACCAAGCUCAGAUAUGUUGGCGACGAGGUUCAGUGGGGUUUCUCCAUCCCCAUCACCGCACCUCAGGAUGAAGUCAUUGAGUGGUUCAAGCUGGACCUCGAUCCCUCUCUCCAGAGCAUGGGUCAAGCCGUCUCUGCAGAGGGCAGGGGAGGUCGAAAUGUAGACAAAUUGGUGACUGACUACAUCUCGGCUCUCGGUACCCACUUAAGAUAUACCCUGAGAGAGAAACUUGGCGAGCAAGUCGUUAAGACCACUCCUCUCGAGUUCGUCGUCACCGUCCCUGCCAUCUGGUCGGACCUCGCCAAGGAUAAGACCAGGCAGGCCUGCCAAAAAGCCACGGGUCUGACUGCCGCCGCUCCUAUUCACCUAGUUUCGGAACCUGAGGCCGCUGCCAUCUAUGCUCUUCACGGCCUAGAUCCGCACGGCCUCAAUGUUGACGACACUGUUGUAGUUGUUGAUGCGGGGGGUGGUACCGUUGACUUGAUAUCCUACACCAUCACAAGUCUGAAGCCCAUCCUCGAGGUUCAAGAAGCCGCUCCGGGGUCCGGCGCUUUGUGCGGUUCCACCUUCCUCAACAUGCGAUUUGCCAAGUUCUUAAAGGCAAAGCUUGGAAAAGAAGACGGCUUCGACGACGAUAUCAUGGCCGAGGCCAUGGAACAGUUCGAGAAGAAGGUCAAGCGACAAUUUACCCUCGGCGCUGCCCCUGAUGACACCUACACUAUUCCUGUGGGAGGCUUGGGGAACAACAAGGAGCUAGGGAUCAGCCGUGGCCGAUUUUCCUUGAAGGCUUCAGAUCUCCAGACGAUUUUCGAACCUGUUGUGCUUGAAUGCAUCAAACUUGUCAAGGACCAGAUCACUGCCAGCAAUGUCCCAAUUCGUGCCGUCCUCCUGGUUGGCGGGUUCGGGGCCUCUAACUACCUCAAGGAGCGUUUGCGCAACGCCAUCGACAAGAGCAUCCAGAUCAUGCAGCCACCAAAUGCAUGGCAAGCCGUGGUCCAGGGAGCUGUCAUGAAGGGUCUAGCGCAAGUGUCCCCCGAGCACCUUACGCAAGUUAGGAUCCAGAACCGGAAGGCUCGAAAGCAUUACGGAACCGAAUGGCGUACCAAGUAUGAUGUCAAGCUUCACAAGAAUUUGGAACAGAAGCGGCACUGGUGCGGCCUCGAUGGUUGCUAUAAGGUGUACACCAUGGAGUGGUUCAUCCAACGCGGCGAUAAUGUCUCCGAGAACGAGCCCUUUUACACAUCUUUUGUGUGGACGGGUUUGGUAAGUCAGGGUCGAAUCAAGAAGAUUAAGAUGGAUAUCUAUGCCGACCGAACUCCACGAUCCGCCCCCGUCGCUCGCGAUGACAACGUUUCCAUGCUAGUACACAUAGAAGCUGAUGUCAGCCAUAUCCCGGAGAAUAUGCUUGCCCGUCGCCGGGGCCUUGAUGGACAAUGGUAUUAUGAGCUGAACUGCAAAAUCGAGGCGGUUUAUCUAUCCGCUUCAACUGCGUAUACCUUGAUAUAUAACAACCAGCGGUACAGCACUGUUACUGCCGAAUAUGUCUGA